UGGCUGGAAGGAAACCGGUCGGGCAGGUGUGUAAACUGCUGGGCAUGUCCGACUUGGAUAAAGAUUCAGAUUGAAGUGUACAGGAUGUGAACAAGCUCCACCCAUACGGUGACACCUCAACUCUCCGCUUGUCUUGCAAUCACUGAUUCCGAUGGCAACUCUUAACCCGAAUGAGCCGCCUCCUCCUUACUACUCAGUCGCUGUGCACACCCAGCCCCCCCUCAAGUCCUAUGAAGAGGUGGUGUACGGCGUGGGUCCGGGCCAGAUCCCCGCCAACCAGCCACAUUACAUUCCUCAGUAUGCGCCACCUGUGGCUGCACCCCAAGUAACACAGUCAAGCUUGCCCCCUAGGAGCAGGAAGAGAGGGUGCUGUAAGAAUAAUGUCCAUUGUUACGGAGGGUCAUGUGCUGCCUUUAUCCUCGUCGCCCUGCUGGCUGUUGCCAUCUGGCUCGGAGUGCAAUAUGGCACCAGGGUGUUAUCCCAAGGGCUUAUCAACAACAAUGACCAGCAAAAUGAAGUGAUGGACGACAGCCCGCCUUUACUGAUAGACAGCUGCCCCAAUACUACCAUAGAGUGUGAUGGGGUCAGGGACUGUGAGCUGGGCUCUGAUGAAAUGGACUGCGUGAGGUUUUCGAGUAGAAAUAGACUGGAAGUCAGGACCUCCCAAGAUGGCCGCUUUCUUCCCAUCUGCUUCGAUGGUUGGGACCAGAACAUUGCUGACCAGACGUGCGCCCAACUUGGGUUUAGAAUGUCUUAUAGCAACACAAAUAUCACAUCCCAGGACUCCCUUGGACUGAGAGUGACCAACAGAUUGUCCGACUCCCUCCAGGGCCAGGUUGAAGUCAGUUCCUCCUGUCCGGAUCAAAACACAGUCUCCCUGCAGUGCGUCGAGUGCGGCAAGCAGCAGUCUACAUCUCGCAUUGUAGGGGGGAGCAUUGCACAAAGGGGUCAGUGGCCGUGGCAGUUAUCGCUGCAGUUUCAAGGCUCCCACGUGUGCGGAGGAGUCCUGAUAGCUCCUGAUUUUGUGCUGACUGCUGCUCACUGCUUCCCGAGGAGCAACCCCUCGAUGCUUUUGCCACAGUUCUGGCGAGUGUACGCAGGCGCGCUGUCUCUGAACAAUCUACCUGAACCCUUCAUGGUGGAGAAGAUCAUCCUCAAUGUAAACUACGACGACAGGACCAACGAUCAAGACAUCGCUCUGCUCAAACUUGCAGCUGAGGUUAACUUUGAUGAUGAUGUUCACCCGGCGUGUCUGCCAGUUAAUGCACAGCAAUUCCUCCCUGGCACUGCUUGUUGGACGUCAGGCUUUGGUACCACUGAGGCAGGAUCUGGUGUAGUGUCCGAUGAUCUGAUGGAGGUAACUGUGGACCUCAUCGGUACGCAAGUGUGCAACAACCCUGAGGUGUAUGCAGGUGCAGUGACAGAGAACAUGGUCUGCGCCGGACACUUGGAGGGAGGAAGGGAUUCCUGUCAGGGUGACAGCGGUGGACCACUAGUGUGUGAGAUUGACGACGUGUGGUACCUGGUGGGCAUCACCAGCUGGGGGGCUGGAUGCGGUGAGAUCAACAAGCCAGGUGUUUACACCAGGGUGAGCAGUCUUCUGCCUUGGAUCUACACCAACAUGCAGCACGUAAGGCCGUAAUGUCACGUGUUUACCUCCAUUGAGCACUGCGCUGUGAAGCUGUCGUCAAGCAAACGCGGAGGGCGCUCAAUGUAAAACCGAAGACUGACGGAUUAAAAGUGGUGGGGGACGAGGCGCCACCACAGUACCUAACGUCAUGUUUUCAGCUGUGUGACUGUUUCAAAGAUGCACUGAUGACUUGUCUUGCAUUACUUCCUGGUUCUGCCAUGUUUACAUUCAUGUAACACAAGCUUUCAAGAUGGCUGGCCGUCCUCUCGUUUGUUCUUCCACUCCAGUACAGUCAGUGGGAUUGUCCUCAAUGUACAGUGGAGCCUCUACAGUAGAAUGACCCUGACCAACGGGGCCACUGAGAACGAAAGUGGGCUAAUGCCAUUUUGUCAUUCUUGCAGGAGAGUGAUUUUAGUUUUGACUGCAAUCAAAUCUGGGGGCUUUAUCUUGGGGAUUUUUUAUGGCAAUGAUUACUUCGUCUGGAUACUUGUUUUUGAAGAAUAGUGGUUUUCCUCAGGUUUUGGCAUUGUGCAAAAUGUAAGAUAAACUGACACUAUCCACAACUGAGGUACUGUCUUCAGUUUCAUUGGUUGGAUCCUGGACAGUAUCAUCUAGGUAGCCAGAAAGAAAAGAAACUUGGAUUAGAAACAAAAAUAGUGCAAUAAGACUCUAAGACCAAACAUUGUUUCAUGCAAGAUUCUCACAUUCACUUACAGUACGCACUGGUACACGUGCUAAAGUAGUAGGCUCGCCUACUUUUUGAUUUGAUCAAUUUCUGAACCUGGCGGCACGGUGACCGACUGGUUAGCACGUCUGCCUCACAGUUCUGAGUACCUGGGUUCAAAUCCGGCCUCCUGUGUGAGUUUGCAUGUUCUCCCCGUGCCUGUGUGGGUUUUCUCCGGGUACUCCGGUUUCCUCCCACAUCCCAAAAAUCUGCAUCAUAGGUUAAUUCAAGACUCUAAGUGUGAAUGGUCGUUUAUAUGCACUGUGAUUGGCUGGCGUCCAGUUCAGGGUGGACACCACAUCUCGCCCAGACUCAGCUGGGAUAGGCUUCAGCCCGCCCGCGACCCUAGUGAGGAUACGCGGUACGGAAAAUGAAUGAAUGAAUGAAUUUCUGAAUCUCCCUUUCUGGGAUGUUGGCCCAAUGUUGCAAUAAAUCUGGAAAAGUUCUGAGUGCUAUAAUGGAGAAAUGUAACAAAAAAACAUUUUAUGAUGGAAUAAAGUUGAAAUUUUACCUGGA
Messenger RNA from Phyllopteryx taeniolatus (common seadragon), 2870 nucleotides. It is a transcript of the gene tmprss13a, whose product is annotated as transmembrane serine protease 13a. Gene Ontology annotation, biological process: proteolysis. Gene Ontology annotation, molecular function: serine-type endopeptidase activity; protein binding. Lineage: Eukaryota; Metazoa; Chordata; Actinopteri; Syngnathiformes; Syngnathidae. The transcript is spliced from 14 exons. The record is from RefSeq and is a predicted model, not a curated record. Gene Ontology annotation, cellular component: membrane. Bases 152 to 1642 code for a protein of 496 amino acids.